Molecule: messenger RNA, 1027 nt
Organism: Antechinus flavipes (yellow-footed antechinus)
Lineage: Eukaryota; Metazoa; Chordata; Mammalia; Dasyuromorphia; Dasyuridae
Gene: PLA2G2C
Product: phospholipase A2 group IIC
Exons: 4
Coding region: 1-519 (172 amino acids)
Biological process (GO): phospholipid metabolic process; positive regulation of fibroblast proliferation; lipid catabolic process
Molecular function (GO): signaling receptor binding; phospholipid binding; calcium ion binding
Source: RefSeq, a predicted model, not a curated record
AUGUUGACUGUGGUGACAAUCAUGGUUGUAGUGGUGAUGGUGAAGGAGAUUGAUAAUAAUGGGAUUGGGGAUGAUAGUAAUGGGGAUUACCAGGAUAUGACUGAUAGUGAUGAUGACAUGACCACACUGACCCACAGUAACUUCUGGCAGUUUGGAAGGAUGAUCAAGCUCAUGACUGGGAAGAGUGCCUUAUUCUCAUACUAUGGCUACGGCUGUUACUGUGGCCUAGGGGGCAGAGGAAAUGCAGUAGAUGACACUGACAGGUGCUGUCAGGACCAUGAUUGCUGCUAUGCUGAGCUGAAGACCUGCUGUGGCUGUCAGCCAAUGUUUAGCAGCUAUCAAUUCCACAUUGUCAAUGGAAGUGUGAUUUGCUAUGGUGGCGGGAGCCUCUGUGGGUCACUGGCCUGUGAGUGUGACAAGAGAUCUGUUCACUGCUUCAAAGAGAGUCUUCUCACCUAUAAGAAGAAUUAUCAGUUCUAUAGUCAGUCUCGAUGUGGCGUGAACAAAGUUAUAUGCUAAGGAAGAGGCCGGGAUAUAGUGAUUCCCCACAGCCACAGAUGAGAGAUUGCCUCUUCUCUUAAAACUCUGGACAAAACUCACCUCCAGGAAAACUUCCCAGAUUAAGCUCAGCACACUUAGAUUCAUGGGCCCACACAGACUGGUUGAGCUUUGAACUUGGACAUAGAAUGUUCGAGCCAGAAGAACUUUAGAAUCUAGAAUGUCAGACCUAAAAGGGACCUUACUGAUUUCUUUAUUUUACAUUAGGAUUUAUGUUUAAGGCACUCUUGGAUCAGCAUCCCAUUGUAACUGUGGGUUUACUUUUGCUACACAGAGGAUACAUUUGUAUCAAGCAAAAAAAAAAACACUGCAACAAAGAAUAUUGCAAAUAAAGUGAAAAGAAAGCAUCCUCAAAAACUACACAAAUAAAAUCCUCCCACCUACAAAUUACCUACAGUACUAAUGGGGUGGGCACACAUACAGAGAACACAUGAACCCAGGGAAUAUACAUGGAAGGUAUACUUCUAAG